AUGGGGUGCACCCUGUGCACUGUGACUGGCCCCACUGUCAUCGAUAUCCAUGGCCACGUUAAUUCUGUCCAGGAUCGCUGUGUGUACUCUCUGAUAAAGACCCCAUCAAUCCCAGAUAUCCAGGUUUACACGACAUUCCAGGAACGGCGGCGUAAAGAUGUUAGCUUUUUGGACCGUGUGAUCCUGUCUCUGGACAAUCCAGGUGUUAAUAUUUACCUGGAACAAGGUGGGAAAGUUCAGCUGGACAACAUAACAAUGGCGCUCAACGCCACGGCUCAGCUGGUUCACAGUGUGGAGCUUUCUAAGGACCAGACCGGAGUGACCGCCAAGAUGUCCCACUUGAACUACACGAUGACUGUCUUUUUUGAUGGAUACACAGCACAGAUAUACAUUAAAGGACCGAUUGGACAAGCUCCACUUGUGGAGGGUUUAUGUGGAAACUCCAGCAGGCCCUUCAGUGAAGCGAGGCUCUCCGAAAGCAAGACAACCGGCUGUGAGAUGCAAUACGAGGACACCGCUAACAGCACGAUCAACUGCAACACAAUGACUGAACACUGUAAUGUCCUAAAGGAGGCGCCUUUCACGGCCUGUCACAGCAACAUUGACCCGGAGCCCUAUGUAAUGGCCUGCACAAACACUUUGUGCAAAUAUCCUGCAGUGGACGGUCUCAGUUGUCAGUUCCUAGAGGCCUACGCCAGAGCCUGCAGCCUGUACAGCAAUCUCACACUGGACGGCUGGAGGUCAAACGCCAACUGCUACCCUCAGGCCUUCUGUCAGGACCGGUUCUGCAGCGCUCAUGAGUUCUGCGGUGAAAACAGCAACGGUGAUGGAACCCGUUGCUACUGUCGGGCACUAUUUGCCUCCGCAUACACAGCUCAAAACAGUUUAGGUGGCGUGGUGAAUUGCAGUAGCAAUGCUCGGACUCUAACUCUGGUUGGUUGUCUCCUGGAGGACCAAGGCAUCAGCUACACUAACUUACACCUUUACGAAAAAGCCUGCCUAGCUCAAAUGGACCCUGUGACCCACAUGGUAACCAUAACCUUCGACAUCGAAACCAACCCCUGUGGGACGAUUAUCAAGAUGAACGACAGCCAAGUUAUCAACCAAAAUGCCGUCAUCCUGGAGACCACCAGUGAGGAAUUGAUUGGCUUCACCUGUCCCUUCGUCAUUCCAGAUAUCACCAUCGAUUUCUCAGUGACAUUCAAAGUCAAAAGUGGCUCCAGCAGCUCUUCGGUGGCGUAUGUAACAUCCGGAGUUUGGAACUACACAGUGACCAUGAUGGCCUACACUGACCCGGGCCACACACAGGCUGUGGGUAAGGACACCGAGGUGCACCUGAACCAGAAGGUCUGGUUUGAGCUAAAGGCCGAUGGCCUGGAUGAUAAAAACGUUGCUUUGGUGACGGACUCCUGCUUUGCAACCAACACCCCAUCACCCAAUUCCAGUCUGAUAUACGACUUGAUCAUGAACGGCUGCGCGAACCCUACUGACAAAACCAUGACGGUGGAGAGCAACGGACAGGGAACAGCCAACUACUUCUCCUUCAACAUGUUCCAGUUCUAUGGGAACACUGGAGACAUCUACCUGCAAUGCAGACUCAACCUGUGUCUCAAAGAGAACAACUCCUGCGCCCCGUAUGGCUAUGUUAAGAAGAUUGUGGUGUCCGGGGGCUUUCCUGCACAGAAACUCAAGUGA
Molecule: messenger RNA, 1695 nt
Organism: Sander lucioperca (pikeperch)
Lineage: Eukaryota; Metazoa; Chordata; Actinopteri; Perciformes; Percidae
Product: zonadhesin-like
Exons: 12
Coding region: 1-1695 (564 amino acids)
Source: RefSeq, a predicted model, not a curated record